GCCUCUGUAACAUAUAACAUCCUAUUCCCGCAAAUCCGCUACCAUGUCCAGCAUAGAACUCAUAAACCCAAAAGCUGAGAGUUUGAGGAGGACGCAGGCUCUCCAGGUCAACACUGCCGGCGCCGUUGGUCUUGCGAAUGUCGUCAAGUCCAAUCUCGGUCCUAGAGGAACGAUCAAAAUGUUGGUGGACGGCUCUGGACAAAUUAAGAUGACCAAGGACGGUAAAGUCCUUCUGUCUGAGAUGCAGAUCCAGAACCCCACUGCCGCUAUGAUUGCUCGAACCGCUGUGGCGCAGGAUGAGCAAUGCGGCGAUGGCACAACGUCGGUUGUUCUUCUCGUCGGAGAACUUUUGAAGCAGGCGGACAGAUACAUCCAGGAAGGUGUUCACCCACGAGUGAUUGGAGAUGGUUUCGACAUUGCUAAGAAGGAAGCGUUGAACUUCCUUGACACUUUCAAGCAAACCCCUAAACUCGACCGUGCCAACCUCAUUUCUGUUGCCCACACCUCCCUUGCUACGAAGCUCCACGCCAAACUCGCUCAAAAACUCUCCGCGGAUGUUGUCGAUGCUGUCCUUGCCAUCCAGCCUCCUGAAGUCACCGAACCUGGAGCUUAUCGAGAACCCAUUGACCUGCAUAUGAUUGAAGUGAUGAAGAUGCAACACAAGACCGACACAGACACCCAGUUGAUUAGGGGAUUGGUUAUGGACCAUGGUGCUAGACAUCCCGACAUGCCCAAGCGGGUGGAGAACGCCUACAUCUUGACGCUCAAUGUUUCCCUUGAGUACGAGAAGACCGAGGUCAACUCAGGCUUCUUCUAUUCCUCAGCGGAGCAAAGGGAAAAGCUCGUUGAGUCUGAAAGACGAUUCGUUGACUCUAAGCUUAAGAAAAUUGUUGAGCUCAAGAACGCUGUGUGUGACGUGGUUGUUGGAUCAAAUGAGAAACCCAAGAAUUUCGUUGUGAUCAACCAAAAGGGUAUCGAUCCGAUGAGCUUGGAUGUCCUCGCUAAGAACGGUAUUCUCGCUUUAAGGCGUGCGAAGAGAAGGAACAUGGAGCGAUUACAAUUUGCAUGUGGCGGUGUCGCUCAAAAUUCCGUCGAGGAUUUGACCCCAGAUGUCCUUGGUUGGGCCGGUCUUGUCUACGAGCACACUCUAGGUGAAGAAAAGUAUACUUUUGUGGAGGAUGUGAAGGAACCAAAGUCCGUCACCAUGCUCAUUAAAGGUCCCAACGCGCAUACCAUGACUCAGAUUCAAGAUGCUCUUCGAGACGGUUUCCGUUCCAUCAAGAAUGCCAUCGAAGACAACUCUGUUAUUCCAGGUGCGGGUGCGUUCGAGCUCGCCUGCUCAGCGCAUCUCAAUUCUUCCUUAAAGACUCUCGCCAAGGGCCGAGCCAAGCUGGGUGUCCAGGCUUUCGCUGAGGCUAUGCUUGUAAUCCCUAAGACUCUUGCCGCGAACGGAGGAUACGACGUGCAGGAUGCCAUCGUGGGUUUGCAACAAGAGUUGGAGGAGGCCGGUGAGGAUGGUGUCGUGGGUUUGGAUUUGAAGAGUGGAGAGCCAAUGGACCCUGUUGUCGAAGGUGUAUGGGAUAACUACAGAGUGAAGAGGCAAAUGUUGCACGGAGCGGCGACUAUUGCUGUGAACUUGUUGAAUGUCGACGAAGUGCUUAGGGCAGGAAGAUCAUCGCUCAAAGAGGGCCCUGGUCCUUAGACGAGAAGAAAUAUGAGGUAUAUAGGAGGCGGCGGCUAGCGUGUGUACAUGCAUUAAUCACAUUCCCUGUACGUCGAUAAUAAUACAGUCUUAAAACUGUCUUCUUGUGAUUCAAGUUGGUCCACCUCGUAAGUCCAAAGGCGACCUCUUCGGCCCAUUAUAUCAUGUCCUUAACAAUUAAAUCAUUUAUCUUGACUCAUGAUGGCAUCUAUGCAUGCUCUGCUCACACCUAUACUGCUACAAGGGGGGCCUCAAAACCCGUAAUUGUACAAACAAAAACAAUCCUUUUUGACAUGAACGGUGCACUCUCUUCAUUGCUUUGCUCGAUAAGCAUCUUCUAGCGCGACAUUGACACACAAGAUGCAACUGCCCCUCAGGUAGGUAGGCUCUGUGUAACCAAGGAAACCGAGCAUUGAGGCGACAGCAUGGCGCAACGGUUCAGCGUUGUCAAAGCGACGAAGUCUGAAACCGGCGUAGCCAGAUUAUUGCCAAUACAGUGUUUGUAUAUCUUCCUUCGCGAAGGCCAAUCCACAGGCCGGGCAUUUCCGUUGACGAGAGGCGAUGCGCUGCUCAAGACAUUGUUUGCAGAAAGCUUGACUCCAAUGUUAGGAUAUCUCCCG
Molecule: messenger RNA, 2322 nt
Organism: Cryptococcus deneoformans JEC21
Lineage: Eukaryota; Fungi; Basidiomycota; Tremellomycetes; Tremellales; Cryptococcaceae
Product: t-complex protein 1, zeta subunit (tcp-1-zeta), putative
Exons: 9
Coding region: 44-1702 (552 amino acids)
Biological process (GO): protein folding
Cellular component (GO): chaperonin-containing T-complex
Molecular function (GO): ATP-dependent protein folding chaperone; ATP binding; ATP hydrolysis activity
Source: RefSeq, a predicted model, not a curated record